UAACCCAGGCCCCUCAAGACUAAAAGCCCAUUACAUUUAGUAUCCCCUCAACUUCAAGAUGCCUAAGGCCACCACCGGAAAAACCACCAGUUCCAAGCAUAAAUUUGUGAUCGACUACUCGAAACCCGCCAGCGAUGGUGUGUUCGAUGGUGCUGACUUUGAGAAGUACCUCCACGACCGCAUAAAGGUCGAUGGCAAGUCUGGGCAGUUGGGCGACAAUGUCAAGGUCACCCGGGAUGGCAACACCAAAAUCACCGUUACAUCCAACAUCCCCUUCUCGAAGCGUUAUCUAAAAUACUUGACGAAAAAGUUCUUGAAGAAGAACUCUCUCCGUGACUGGAUUCGUGUCGUUGCAUCGGAAAAGGACACCUACCAACUUCGCUUCUACAACAUUGCCGGCGCUGGUGAUGAUGAGGAUGAGGAGUAAGACGAUCGCCAGACGUUGUCAUAUUUGGGUCCAUGGAUAUCUACCGCCAUCCCAUGACUGCACACUUUAUGUUAUGCUAUUUUAGAGGGUACCGCCGUAUAUCCCUCGCAAAAUGUAUCAUGUUUUUAUGGCGCGUAAAGUACCAAUGUCAUUGGUGGUUAUGCAAG
Serpula lacrymans var. lacrymans S7.9 is the source of this 594-nucleotide messenger RNA. RefSeq lists its product as uncharacterized. The transcript has 5 exons. NCBI's taxonomy places the organism in Eukaryota, Fungi, Basidiomycota, Agaricomycetes, Boletales, Serpulaceae. Gene Ontology annotation, cellular component: ribosome. Gene Ontology annotation, molecular function: RNA binding; structural constituent of ribosome. Gene Ontology annotation, biological process: cytoplasmic translation. The record is from RefSeq and is a predicted model, not a curated record. Bases 59 to 427 code for a protein of 122 amino acids.